This is a messenger RNA of Hydatigera taeniaeformis, 777 nucleotides long. Lineage: Eukaryota; Metazoa; Platyhelminthes; Cestoda; Cyclophyllidea; Taeniidae. The record is from the annotation of a GenBank genome assembly.
AUGGUUCAUUACGUUCCCAAUUCUCGGAAACCACUGGAGAAUUUACAGCAAGAGAUGGAUUACUCACGGGGACGACCUCUGAAUCCCAAUUUAGAUAUUAGCCUUCCGACUUAUGUGAUCGAAAAUGCAAUUGUUCGUGCAAUAGCUCGCGACAACUUCGCCUAUCUUACGGACUAUGUUCGGAAGUGCCCAACCAACAUUACACAAUAUAUUUAUCACGAAGUGUAUACUUCGCAAAAACCGAUGCAAAAGAAAAUCACAAUAUGCUCUCCUCUGUACCAUGCCAUUCGUGAAAAUGCCCUUGGGUGUGUUCGCGUUCUGAUGCAAAAUGGAGCAAUGGCAUUUCAAUCCUCCUACGUGUUGCACUGGGGUGGUUUCCAGGAUGGAGAACCAACAAUUGAAAUAAUUGAAAAACCAAACAUAGCCUGGUUGGCAGAUCUGAUUUUAGGCAAAGAAAUUGAAUUCUCCUCGAGAAUUUUGAAACAAAUGAAAAUGGCCAAUGUCGACUUUGGGAUACCGGUGGAGGUAAGAGCACAACGCUUGCAACAACCGACUCCGAAUUCUACAAAGACAAUACGAUACAGUGAUGCAUGGGAGUGCAUUGAGAAGGCUAUUGAGAAGAGCUGUCAACGAGAAGAAUUGGCUAAUUUCAAGGCUAUUUUGAAGAAGCUCCAUUCUGCAUACAAUACAGAUAAGCUAGAACCUCUCUAUAUGAAAACGAAAGAAACGAGGCCCAAAAAGAUCUCUAGCGAACAGCCAGAAGCACCGCCAAAUUAA